Molecule: messenger RNA, 1194 nt
Organism: Euleptes europaea (tarantolino)
Lineage: Eukaryota; Metazoa; Chordata; Lepidosauria; Squamata; Sphaerodactylidae
Gene: ACP4
Product: acid phosphatase 4
Exons: 11
Coding region: 1-1194 (397 amino acids)
Biological process (GO): regulation of neuronal synaptic plasticity; lysosome organization; negative regulation of ERBB4 signaling pathway
Cellular component (GO): lysosome; postsynaptic membrane
Molecular function (GO): protein tyrosine phosphatase activity; acid phosphatase activity; receptor tyrosine kinase binding
Source: RefSeq, a predicted model, not a curated record
AUGGGGCUGCCUGUAACUUGGACCCCCCUGAUUAUCCUCCUCCAGAACAUUCUGCCUCCGACAACAGGACAGGAAAGGACUCUGCGCUUUGUUACCUUGGUGUAUCGCCACGGUGACCGAUCCCCUUUGGGCACCUACCCCACAGAUCCCCACAAAGCGGCAGCCUGGCCCCAAGGCUUCCAGCAACUCACCGAGGUAGGGAUCUUACAACAGAAGGCAUUGGGACAUUUCCUCAGGAAAAAAUAUGCUGGGUUUUUAAGUGCUUCCUACAAACCUCAGCAGAUAUACGUCCGUAGCACUGAUUAUGACCGCACCAUAAUGAGUGCACAGGCUAACCUGAUGGGGCUCUAUCUAAGUACGGACCCAGAGAUCGGCUGGAAACCGAUUCCCAUCCACACCGUGCCUGUUAAGUAUGACAAGUUGCUGAAGCCACCAACCCGGACCUGCCAACGAUACCAACAGUUGAUGGAGGAGACAAUAAGUUUGCCCAGCUAUCAGGCAAAAAUGAAAGCCUGGAAGGGCUUCAUAACCGAGAUGGCCAACUAUACGGGCCUAAAACCUGAGCAUCUGACCUUGAGGGGCCUCUGGAGGGUGCACGAUACCCUCUUUUGCCAGAAAACCCACAAUCUCAGCUUGCCUAGCUGGGCCACGCCGCAAGUCCUGACCACGCUUCAGGAGAUGGAAGCGUUCAAUGUCGAAGCCCAUGUGGGAAUGCACGGCAGCCAAGAGAAGUCCCGAUUUACUGGAGGACUGCUCCUGGGUGCCAUUCUGAGCAACUUCUCCAAGGUUGUAUGCAGAGAUCUGCCCCUGAAGAUGAUCGUGUAUUCUGCACACGACAGCACCUUAAUUGCCCUGCAAGGAGCACUGGGCAUUUACAAUGGCCACCCGCCACCAUACGCUGCCUGCCAUGGAUUCGAGUUCUACCAAGAAAGCAAUGAUUCAUUCAGCGUGUCCAUGUUCUACCGCAACGAAAGCGGCCAGCAGACCCACACGUUAGCCUUACCCGGCUGCCCCAAGCUGUGCCCCCUGCCACUCUUCAUUCACCUCACACGUACAGUUGUGCCCCACGACUGGGAUGCUGAAUGUCAAAACCCUCAAGGAGGGCCAGGACGCACCGUAACCGCACUGGCGGUGAUAGUAGCUCUGCUGAGUGCAGCAUUAGUUGGCGUGUGUGUCUUGUACUGGAGAAGGUGA